Helianthus annuus (common sunflower) is the source of this 1322-nucleotide messenger RNA. Its product is annotated as vegetative cell wall protein gp1. The record is from RefSeq and is a predicted model, not a curated record. Lineage: Eukaryota; Viridiplantae; Streptophyta; Magnoliopsida; Asterales; Asteraceae. The coding region runs from base 29 to 1117 and encodes 362 amino acids. The transcript has 2 exons.
CUCAGCUCAUAACGAGUUGUUUGAAAAUAUGGCUAAAGGAUCAUUUGUUUUGUUCGCAACCCUGCUCCUUUUUGUUCUUGCCAUCUCAGAAAUAGAGGCCAACAGGGCUCCAACGAUACCGCCUAGUGGCGGCGCACCGCCUCCUACACCUAUCGGCCGCUCCCCGCCUCGUCCUCGCGGUGUACCUCCUCUACCCGUCAACCGCUCCCCGCCUCGUCCUCGCGGUGCACCACCUCGUCUACCCAUCAACCUCUCCCCGCUUCCUGAACCUGUGAGAGAUGGACAAUAUGAGCCAGAUUCUCCAUCGACCGGCCUCUCCCCGCUUCCUGAACCGGUGAGAGGUGGACAAUAUGAGCCAGAUUCUCCAUCCACCGGCCUCUCCCCGCUUCCUGAACCCGUGAGAGAUGCACAAUAUGAGACAGAUUCUCCAUCCACCGGCCUCUCCCCUCUUUCUGAACCCGUGAGAGAUGGACAAUAUGAGACAGAUUCUCCAUCCACCGGCCUCUCUCCGCUUCCUGAACCCGUGAGAGAUGGACAAUAUGAGACAGAUUCUCCAUCCACCGGCCUCUCCCCGCUCCCUGAACCCGUGAGAGAUGGACAAUAUGAGCCAGAUUCUCCAUCCACCGGCCUCUCCCCGCUCCCGCUCCCUGAACCCGUGAGAGAUGGACACUAUGAGACAGAUUCUCCAUCCACCGGCCUCCCCCCACUUCCUGAACCCGUGAGAGAUGAACACUAUGAGCCAGAUUCUCCAUCCACCGGCCUCUCCCCGCUCCCUGAACCCGUGAGAGAUGGACACUAUGAGACAGAUUCUCCAUCCACCGGCCUCUCCCCACUUCCUGAACCCGUGAGAGAUGGACACUAUGAGACAGAUUCUCCAUCCACCGGCCUCUCCCCGCUUCCUGAACCCGUGAGAGAUGGACAGUAUGAGCCAGAUUCUCCAUCCACCGACCUCUCCCCGCUUCCUGAACCCGUGAGAGAUGGACAGUAUGAGGCAGAUUCUCCCUCCACCGGCCUCUCCCCGUCCCUUCCACCCUCCGGCAGCCGCUUUCUGCUUCUUCCACCCUUUCCACGCCCUCCACCCUUCGGCGGCUUCCCACGUCCUCCUGCAGCUCACUAGGGACGGGGCCAAAGCGAAGAAGCUGUGAUCACAUCUUGGUUACUUGAAACAUCAUAUAUGUUUGAAUAGCAAGCAUUGUAUGAUGAUUACAUAUGAAUAAAAAGAAAAUGUGUCGUACUUAACAUUUUCCAAAAGUGUAGUAAUUGUUGCAUGCGUAAUCAGUAGCUUAUGAUUCCAUGAAUAAUAAACUUCCUUUUGAUAUGCA